Messenger RNA from Uncinocarpus reesii 1704, 1110 nucleotides. RefSeq lists its product as uncharacterized. The transcript has 2 exons. Lineage: Eukaryota; Fungi; Ascomycota; Eurotiomycetes; Onygenales; Onygenaceae. The coding region runs from base 1 to 1110 and encodes 369 amino acids. The record is from RefSeq and is a predicted model, not a curated record. Gene Ontology annotation, molecular function: protein binding.
AUGCUAUCUCGGAUCUACAAAACUCCUUCGGCUAUAAAUUGUCAGGGCCAGAAGCUGAUAAAGGAGCAAGCAAAAGGCGCCAAGAAUCGUCAAGUCCGAUCCAUCGACGAGACGACCGUCACUGUGGCUCGUGGCAAUGACGGACCAUACGCGAUCAAAGUCAUACCCGGCAGAGGUCUAGGCUGCGUUGCUACUUCGAGAAUAUCCAAGGGCACACGUAUCCUCGCCGAAGCCCCCCUUUUCACAGUCCCCAAAGAAACGGCCAAUCUAGACUCCGUAGAAAGUGCCCUUCUCAAGGAGCUGAAGAACCUUACCAAAGAACAACAGCACGAUUUCUUUUCGCUCCACAAUGCCCAUAAGGGUAAAUGCAGUCCUGUGAUCGGUAUUACCAGAACAAAUGCAAUACCAUUCGGUUCGAGAGGCUCAGCGGGAGGGAUAUUCCCCCGAGCGGCCCGAAUCAACCAUUCGUGCAAGCAGAAUGCCCAAAACUCGUGGAACUACAAUAUAGGCAAGCUCACGAUCCAUGCGUUCAGAGAUAUUGAAGAGGGAGAAGAAAUCACAAUUGCAUAUAUCGACGGUUCAGAGUACUUUGAAACCCGGCAGAAUACUUUGGAGGAGGCGUUUGGGUUCAAAUGCCGAUGCGAGAUUUGCGACAUAUCUGCACAUGAAACAAAAAAAAGGGACCGUCGGCUUGAAGAAAUGGCGCGACUCGACAACUCGCUGGGGAACGGAAGGCGCAUUAUGUCCAAGCCACUUGAUUGUCUGCACGAUGCACAUACCCUUUUCCGCAUGCUUAUUGAGGAAGACAUGAUCGGCUCGAGAAUAUCAAGGGUGUACAACGAUGCACUGCAGAUUUCAAUUGCACAUGGAGAUGAGGCGAGAGCAAAGGUAUUUGCGCAACGAGCCCACGCUGUCAGAGUUAUCCUGGAGGGCGAGGACAGCCCAGAGACAAUCAGAUUAAAGGGCAUAAUAGAAAAUCCCUCCAGCCAUGGAUUGUAUGGCUCAUCAACAGACUGGGCGCAAUCCGUGAAGGAGAUUCCGACAGGCCUGAGCGAAUCAGAUUUUGAUGAUUGGCUAUGGAGGCAGAAAGCCUGGAAGCAAACGAAAUAG